ACUGAAAAAAACAUUUACUAACGCAAAUAAAUGCCACGUUUCAACAACCAAUCAGGAUUGAAAUACCCACACUACGUCACUUUCAUGUAUCCCAUUAGCAAGGUUUUUCUGAAUACGUACCAAAAGUUUCAUUUUUACCGCUUUAAGUUAAAUAGCGCUGUCAUAAGUAUUAUUUUUUUAACGUCUCUCUUCAUUCAAAGGAAAUAUAAAUUCUAAUUACACUUGUUUAGUUAUAUCUCCAAAAUUUUGUUUUAAAACAGUAAUUGGCAUAUCAAUCAGAAUGAAUUCAUCAUCUUCAAACAUUAUAACUUACGAAAAUGGAGACAUAACUGUAAUACGUAGUGAUUCCAGUCACAGCAGCUCCGGAGAGGAACUCGAUGCAGCCCUAUUGGAUGAGAAGUCUGUCAUAGUGAUCAGAAAUCGGGAAUUGGGCAAGAGGACAGUCCUCUGGUUGUGUCUCGGCAGAUGCGUGCGCCACCUGACGUUGGCAACUGUCAUUGGGUCUUCGAUAUGCUGCGGUGGAUUUUCCGAGAGCCUUUACGGGCUCCGUAAACCUCUUGCCAUCUCAAGUGUUUUGUUUAAUAUUGGGUACAACACCAUAUGGAGAACAGAUCCAUUGAGUCACUACAGAAUUGCUCAAGGUAGAGAGAUUUUGUGCCCCAUGAAGAAGAAUAAAGAAAGACCACCCAACACAAUACUUGUCCGCAACGAGGAACAACAUGCUCUUAUUCUCUACUCCCUGGCUUCAGUGGUUGCAGUUGCAGUAGCUUUCUGGAAUGAUAUAUCCACAGUUGAUUUCAAUGAAUUAUUUGGCAACUUAGCAGAGAAUUGAAAAUCAUUGUAAUGCUGAAUCCAUUCAAAUUAAAGUUCUACAAACUAAAA
Messenger RNA from Parasteatoda tepidariorum (common house spider), 882 nucleotides. RefSeq lists its product as uncharacterized. Gene Ontology annotation, cellular component: mitochondrial inner membrane. Gene Ontology annotation, biological process: inner mitochondrial membrane organization. The record is from RefSeq and is a predicted model, not a curated record. Lineage: Eukaryota; Metazoa; Arthropoda; Arachnida; Araneae; Theridiidae.